Rotaria sp. Silwood1 is the source of this 267-nucleotide messenger RNA. Lineage: Eukaryota; Metazoa; Rotifera; Eurotatoria; Philodinida; Philodinidae. The record is from the annotation of a GenBank genome assembly.
AUGUCAUCGUUUUCUAUUACUCUCACAUUUGCUUUUCUAUUAUGUUUCUGCAACUUAGUCAGUGCUAGUAAUCUUGGUCCCCCGAUUGGAGGUGGUGUUGCUGGUCUUAUCGUAUUAAUACUUGAUAUAAUCGCUAUUAUUGAUGUUCUCCGAUCACCUCGUGGUAUAGUUGGAAAAUUACUUUGGAUUUUACUUAUUGUUCUCUUCCCCAUUGGAGGUCUCAUUAUAUGGUUACUGUGUGGGCGAAAGACAUCUUCAGUAGUUUAA